Suillus subaureus is the source of this 885-nucleotide messenger RNA. RefSeq lists its product as uncharacterized. The record is from RefSeq and is a predicted model, not a curated record. The transcript is spliced from 6 exons. The coding region runs from base 1 to 885 and encodes 294 amino acids. NCBI's taxonomy places the organism in Eukaryota, Fungi, Basidiomycota, Agaricomycetes, Boletales, Suillaceae.
AUGUUGGCAUGGGUGCAGUUGCCAUUGGUAGAUGUUGAAUUUGGACUGGAAUGGGUGGUGGUGCAAUGCUUAUCUUCGGGGAUGGCCUCAGUUUGCUUAUGUUAUGGAUGUCGAUGGGAAUGGGAAUGGGAUUGGGAUUGGGAGGCUGAUCUCUGGAAUGGGGAUGUUAGUGGAUGGAUCCAGUGCUCCUGUUGCCUAUUGACCUUGUGUUCCGACAUUGAUGUGUCAUUGUCCAAUAAAGCAUGUUCAUCAAUUUCUGGAGUAUCUAGUGGUGAUGAGUUCUCUGACACAAAUUCUGAGAGUUCUGAGAUUUGGUUCUGGGUUCAACUCUGGAUGUGGCUCUGGACUUGGCUCUGGACUCGGCUCUGGACUUGGAGGGAAAGCUCUAAGGCAGCAACUUGGUUGAGACAAACUUGCUCUGUUCACCAGUUGGAGUGGUGCUCACCAUGGGCCCCCUACUCCACUGGGAACAUCACCACUGAGCAAUUCUUUGACAAAUUCUUUGCGCACUGCUCUCAAAAUGACCCUGAACUGAGGUCUACUCACAGAGUUGUACCUAAUUACUCUCAUAAUUGGUGGAAGGAUUGCUUUGACACCUUGGGAUUACUGCUGCCAUUCUUGGAUGUCAAUGAGGUCAUGGACAUGACCCAUGACCACUUUGAACAACUGCCUAUGGGAGCAAUGCUGGUGCCGGGCCCUGUGGUCACUGGUCAAGUGGAAGGUGAACCCCUCCUCAAUCAAAUUAUGGCAGUGAAGGCCCACAUCCAACAUCUCAGCAAGUCACUGGAAAGUAUGUUAGAAGAGAAGAUCCAGAAGGCCGUAGAGGCCACAGCAACUAUGUCCAACUUGAGGGGCCCAUGGAUGAGCUGGAGCAAGCACUCUUGA